Molecule: messenger RNA, 5558 nt
Organism: Puntigrus tetrazona (Sumatra barb)
Lineage: Eukaryota; Metazoa; Chordata; Actinopteri; Cypriniformes; Cyprinidae
Product: rho GTPase-activating protein 26-like
Exons: 24
Coding region: 354-2681 (775 amino acids)
Biological process (GO): signal transduction
Cellular component (GO): cytoplasm
Molecular function (GO): GTPase activator activity; protein binding
Source: RefSeq, a predicted model, not a curated record
UGGCAAAGACGCGUUCAAAAACGCCCAAGCAGGAGUCCGCAAUUACCGCGUUUUGUUUUAUCAUCACCCCGCAGCGGGCCAUUAUGACGUCGUCAUGAGAAGCGCGCGGCUCUUCUGCGGAUUCCCUUGAUUGACAGACCGCGGCAACAUAGCUGGUUCUCGCGCGCGGCGGCGCUGAAGACGAGAUGCGCUUGUGAUUUUUCCCCCUUUUUGUUAGAAAGCAUCCGUUUCCGACUACAGCUAUGUAGUUUCCACUCCGCUGCUUUUUUUAUGAUUAGGUAAAGUUGCAUUUGACUCGCAUCUGCGUUGCGUUCCGCUGUUGUCCCGGGCUGUGGAGCCGGAGUAAGUUAAGCAUGGGAUUGCCUGCGUUAGAGUUCAGCGACUGCUAUCUGGACAGCCCUCAGUUCCGAGAGAGGCUGAAGUCUCACGAACUGGAAUUAGAGAAGACCAAUAAGUUCAUCAAGGAGCUGAUUAAGGACGGGAAAGCUUUAAUUCAAGCCCUGAAAAAUUUGUCCACUGCGAAGAGAAAGUUUGCAGAGUCGCUGAACGAGUUUAAAUUCCAGUGCAUUGGCGAUGCGGAAACCGAUGAUGAGAUAUGCAUUGCCAAAUCACUACAGGAGUUUGCUGGAGUCUUGCAGAACCUGGAAGAUGAGAGGACACGAAUGAUUGAAAAUGCCAGCGAUGUGUUGAUUUUGCCACUGGAGCGCUUCAGGAAGGAGCAGAUCGGAGCUGCAAAGGAGGCCAAAAAGAAAUAUGAUAAAGAGACGGAGAAGUACUGCACAGUGUUGGAAAAACACCUCAGUCUGUCUGCAAAGAAAAAGGAAGCGCAUCUUCACGAGGCAGAUAACCAGGUGGACAUCGUAAGGCAGCACUUCUAUGAGGUCUCGCUGGAGUAUGUCUUCAAAGUGCAGGAAGUUCAGGAGAGGAAGAUGUUUGAGUUUGUGGAGCCGUUGCUGGCUUUUCUACAGGGUCUGUUUACAUAUUAUCAUCAUGGGUACGAACUGGCCAAAGACUUCAACCAUUUCAAGACAGACCUAACGAUCAGCAUUCAAAACACGCGGAACCGGUUCGAGAGCACUCGUUCUGAGGUGGAAUGUUUGAUGAAGAAGAUGAAGGAAAACCCGCAUGAACAUAAGAGCAUCAGUCCGAACACAAUGGAGGGAUACCUGUUUGUGCAAGAAAAACGUUCCUUCGUGUCCACGUGGGUGAAGUACUACUGCAUCUAUCACAGAGAGCCCAAACGCAUGACCAUGUUGCUGUUCGAUCAGAAGUCUGGGGCCAAAAAUGACGAGGAAAGCUUUACGUUGAAAUCUUGCACCAGAAGGAAAACGGACUCCAUCGAGAAGAGGUUCUGUUUUGACAUCGAAGCCGUGGACCGGCCUGGCGUGAUCACCAUGCAGGCGUUGUCGGAGGAAGACCGCAGACUCUGGAUGGAAGCCAUGGACGGAAGGGAACCGGUAUACACCCUCAAUCGUGACAGCCAGAAUGAAGCUAUGGCGCAAUUAGACGUCAUCGGCUUCAACGUUGUCAAAAAAUUCAUCUAUGCCGUAGAAACCAGAGGUAUUGAUGAACAGGGGCUGUACAGGAUCGUCGGUGUCAACUCCAGAGUGCAGAAACUACUCAGCCUGGCCAUGGACCCCAAAACCUGUGCAGAUGUGGAGCUGGACAGCACAGAAUGGGAGAUCAAGACCAUCACCAGUGCAAUAAAGCAUUAUCUCAGGAUGCUGCCGGCCCCUCUCAUGACGUAUCAGUACCAGAGAAGCUUCAUCAAAGCAGCCAAACUGGACAAUCCCGAAGCGAGGGUGGCAGAGAUCCACUCCAUAGUGCACCGUCUCCCGGAGAAGAACCGCCAGAUGCUGGAGCUUCUCACGAAACACUUGGCCAAAGUGGCCAGUCACCACCAGCACAAUUUGAUGACGGUUGCUAACCUCGGCGUAGUGUUCGGCCCUACGCUCUUGAGGCCUCAGGAAGAGACCGUCGCUGCAAUCAUGGACAUCAAGUUCCAGAACAUUGUGAUAGAGAUCCUGAUCGAGAACCACGAGCGGAUUUUCAAAGACAUGCCGGUGUCUGGAGGAGGGCAGGGCAACUCCCAGCUCAACCUGCCCAGACGGAGAAGCACAGACAGCAAGGCCCCGUCCUGCAGCGAAAGACCCCUCACGCUUUUCCACACCCCCUCAUUUUCAGAAAAAGACAAAGCGGAGAAGAGGAACAGUGUGGUUGUAAACUCCAGUGCAGAUUCGCCAUCAGUAAAUUGCAACAGCACACUCAGCUGGACUCGACUCAACAGCCUGCCCACCGGAGACGGAGACCAAGAUGGGCUUCAGCUGUCCAAGCAGAGUCGGCCAAAUUCACUUCAAAAUUCAAAGGUUCGCAGCACUGUGUCGACGAGCCCGGCUUCACCCAGUCCCACCUCACCGCGCUCCCCCUCGUGGCCGAUGUUCUCUGCCCCCUCCAGCCCCCAGCUGGCCUCCAGCACCUCCAGCGAAUCCUCCCCCGUCAGUGCUCCGCCACGAAAGGCACGUGCACUGUACGCCUGCAAGGCUGAACAUGACUCCGAGCUGUCCUUUAUCGCAGGCACCAUAUUCGAGAACGUUCAUCCGUCGAGAGAACCAGGCUGGCUGGAGGGCACCUUGGACGGGAAGACGGGGUUAAUUCCAGAGAACUAUGUGGAGUUUGUCUAGCUGUGAGUGAGGCACAGAGCUCGCUUUAGAAAACAACUGAACAUCCACAGAAAAGGCGAGUUGGUAUGCCCGAGCGUGUCUGUGUGAUAAUAUGGUUUUCCGGCAACUUUGGCAUUCCCCUAGCGUCGUUGUUCCACGCAAUGCCGCCAUUUAACAAAGUUCAACACAAGGUAAAAGGGAAAAAAAAAACAAGCCCUGGGACCAAGCUGUUGCUGCUCGGCCACAAUCAAGAAAUUGUAUUUUAGGGGCUCAUUAUGAAUUACAGAUUUUUUUUUUUUUUUAAUCGCCAUUCGUUUUUUAAAAUAAUGCUUUUAUGUGCGAGCACUUCCUGGUUCUCCAUGAUGUAAAAUGUGUGCCGUUUCUAUGCAGUCUGAGGCUUUUUGAAUGUUUUUUGUGUCCUUCAGGUCCUCGUAUCUGUUUGGUUUAGAACUACUAAGAGAUAACUGUUAAUUAUGGAAAACAAAAAAAAAAGCUCUUGCACUCUUUUGUAUAUCAGGAAGCAUUUCUAAAGAUACAGAAUUCCCUUUUUUUUGCUCCUUUCUUGUAAGUGUAAAUUAUUUCUUAAUGUGAAUUAACGUCAUAUGAAACCACUCUUAUUUAAGCAUUAUCUCGGAUGAGAUGCGUGUUCAUUUGGAGUGUAUUAACAUUGUAAAUUGAUAAGGUAUAAUUUUUUGUAAAAUGUGAAUUAUAUAUAUUUUUAUUGUAGCGCACUAACUUAAUUUUUUGAUAGCCUGAUUGAUCUUUUUACAUUAAGAAAAAAAAGUUUGUAAAAUUUUCUGAGCCUUAAUAUUCUUUAGGAUGUCAAACGAAUAAAAACAUGGUUCAGUUUAGAUUUUUGUUGUAUUAAAUAAUAAAGAAAAAAAAAAAUCACAAUUUGGUUGUUUUUUUUGUUUCAAAAGCAAAACUCAAAGUCUGGUUGGAGCUGGUUUAGUCUUAGUAUGCUUGGCACAUAUGAACUAUUCUAUAGAAUUGCCGCCUUUAUUUAAAAAUGUUGUAUUCUGAACUUUACAGACCAGUUAUAGUGCUGAGAAUAAUAUAAACCAGUGUAUCAGAGUGUAAUUUGGGACGACAUUCAUAUACAAUAGAAAUAAAAAAACAGCACAAUGAUCUCACAACACGACAAAAACACUACCUUCCCUCCGAACAAAUUUUGUCCAACAUUUAAUCAAAUGUGUGUAAAGAUCGACAUUGACUACAGGAGAGGUGUAAUACAGAAGUCAUACAAAACUAUUUUUUCAAACAAAUAGGCAUUGUAUAUCCUUUACAUUGGAUUAUUUUACAUAUAACUGAAAUGCAAACAAAACAAAAACCAAAAAAAAAAAAAAAAAAAAAAAAAGACUUUAAUGAAAGCCAUAUACCAGUGAAAUAUGAUUUGCCCUUAAUCUUUAAAGAUUUUUUUGUACAAAAUAUACUAUGUCAGGCCAGUAUUAGGGUAGUGCAAAUUGUCAGGCUCUGAUACAUUACUUUUACAUAUAUUUUUACUAGUUAAUUUUACAGCAUUAUACAUGAGACCAAAGCCUAAAUCUUUAUAAAAGAAAUAGAAAAGGAUAAAAGAAAGGAAAAAGAGCCUAGAGUUGGGUAGUAAGUGCUACUGUAAAAUAUAACUGCUUUAAAUAUUUUGAAAUCUGCGUUGCUUUGGUCACUCUGUUGCACUAUACAAAAUAUACUUUUACCCCCCGCCUCAUACCUUUCAAGCUGUCGUUCUUUAAAACAGUGAUUACUCUGUAUAUUCCCUAUAGAUUUACAACAUAACACUUUUUUUUCCAAAAGUCCAUCUGCAAUAUAGAUCUUGACAAAAACAAAACAAAACAUAGCGAUACGACUUUGUAUUAAAAUGAUCUUGCUGUAAAAUGAUGUGCAUAUCAAAGAGAAUCCGUGUAAUUAUAUUUUAGUCGCUUUUAAAAAUGAUCAAUGAUUACCAAACAAACAAAAAUAUCAUCUAGACAUUUCAGCACACCUCUGAAUUUAUACAACCUGCGUUUUAUGGCUCACAAGCUCCCUUCGCAAGGCCUACUGUGAAACGAAUAGAAAACGCGACAUCUCACAAACCUAGCGAGGAAUUCGUAAAAAACAGCCUCUUAAAAUACGCUAAAAUAUUUGAGGAAUCCGACAGGAGGACUGGGAUAUGUACUGUGACAUUUCAGUUUCACAUCAGCAGCUGGAAAUGAGCGUUAAACAAACAGUGGCUUGGGCAGCGCUCCAAAAAAAAUUAAAAAUAGCCUCUGAUCGCCGUCACUUUUUAAUACUGUACAUGGCCAUAGUGGCAAAAUGAACAGGUUAAUCAUCCGAGUCAAACAAAUAUAGUUGGGGUUUUUUUUUAAAUAGUUUUGUUAGGUCAAUGUUUGAAUUCAAUUGUCUUAUAUACAGAAACGCUAGAAAUUCCCGAAAUGUGCAGGAUACCCAAGUGCAAAAAAAAACCCCGAAACGAGGAAUAAUAUAGAAGGAAUAUUACACGAAUGUAAAUUCUGUAAUUAUUUACUCACCCAAACCCAGCUCGUUUCCGUACAACAUAGAGAUAGAAACAGAAGGACAUGCGGCGGAGAGCAAAUCGUGACACAAUUUUCAUUUUUGGGUGAAUUAUUAUUCCUUUGCGCUGGUACUUAAGCAAAAAACCCCUGAAGCGCAGACGGCGAUGUCAGCUGACACGUAACAAUGAGAGAACACAUGAGCGCGAGGACAACAAAUGUUCCUUUUGUUCUGAUGUUACCACAAAAGAGUGCGUUUGUGGCUUGGCACCGCGGGGACACUUCAAAGACACGACGAGAAAAAUGGGUCAAAACUUGUGGGCCUCGAAUGGGUUGCCAGAUUUAGAAUAUGCAGAGAGAAUUCCGAAAACGUUUCGAUUAAAAACGGCACGACAACAACAAAAAAAAAAAA